This is a messenger RNA of Mangifera indica (mango), 3307 nucleotides long. RefSeq names its product ATP-dependent DNA helicase At3g02060, chloroplastic. The coding region runs from base 174 to 2657 and encodes 827 amino acids. The transcript is spliced from 14 exons. Gene Ontology annotation, molecular function: nucleic acid binding; ATP binding. NCBI's taxonomy places the organism in Eukaryota, Viridiplantae, Streptophyta, Magnoliopsida, Sapindales, Anacardiaceae. The record is from RefSeq and is a predicted model, not a curated record.
AAAUCUCUUCCACACGAUUUAUCCCUCGACUCUUUCUGUGUUGUUGUAGUAACUCUAAAACCUCCCUUGAACCUCCCUUGAUUCUUUAUCCACAGUACGCCUCUCUCAGUCUCUCUAUUCAAAAUGUUCUGUUUCUUCAAACUCUCAGUGCCCGUUUGAAUUCUACAUCUUCAAUGGCUUCUUCUUCUUCCCUCUUCCCACCAACAUCUUCUCUGUUCAAACCCACAACUUCCACCGAGCUUUGGACUUUCACUUCUUUUUUUUCUCUUCGGAGGAAAAAAAACAGAUCCUUUUCUCAAUUCAAUGCCGCGUAUACACCGGGCCUCUCCCUCUCCUCGCCCAUUAACAAGUCAACCUCACGAAGGGACAGAUAUGAAGCGGAGCAAGACUCCAUUUCUGUUCUUAAUGAGAGAAUUCGAAGAGAUUACAGUAAGAGAGAGGCUACAAGGCCUGUAAUGGACUCUGAAGAGGCUGACAAGUAUAUUCGGUUUGUUAAGGAGCAGCAGCAAAUUGGGUUGCAGAAGUUAAAGAGUAAGAAAGCAGGUGAUGGUGGUGGUGGCGACGGUGAUGUUGGUGGUGGUUUCAGCUAUAAGGUUGAUCCAUACAGUUUAAGGUCUGGUGAUUAUGUGGUGCAUAAGAAGGUUGGUAUUGGGAGAUUUGUUGGGAUUAAGUUUGACGUGCAAAAGGGGUCUUCUGAGCCUAUUGAAUAUGUGUUUAUAGAGUAUUCUGAUGGGAUGGCUAAACUUCCCGUGAAGCAGGCCUCGCGUAUGCUCUACCGAUAUAAUCUACCAAAUGAAACAAAAAAACCUCGGACAUUGAGCAAAUUGAAUGACACUAGUGUGUGGGAGAGAAGAAAGACAAAAGGAAAGGUUGCAAUUCAGAAAAUGGUUGUGGACCUAAUGGAGCUGUAUUUACAUAGGCUGAAACAAAGAAGACCUCCCUACCCUAAGAAUCCUGCCAUGGCUGAAUUUGCUGCCCAAUUUCCUUAUGAACCUACUCGGGAUCAAAAGCAAGCUUUUAUUGAUGUUGAGCGGGAUCUGACUGAGAGGGAAACUCCAAUGGACCGUUUAAUUUGUGGAGAUGUUGGAUUUGGUAAAACUGAAGUUGCACUACGUGCCAUCUUCUGUGUAGUCUCUGCAGGGAAGCAGGCUAUGGUUCUAGCACCUACAAUUGUUUUAGCCAAACAGCAUUUUGAUGUUAUUUCUGAGCGGUUUUCUGAGUAUCUUAAUAUCAAUGUUGGACUGCUAAGUCGGUUUCAGACGAAAGCAGAGAAAGAGGAGCAUCUGGACAUGAUAAAAGAGGGACGUCUGAACAUUAUUGUGGGAACUCAUUCACUUCUUGGAAGUCGCGUUGUAUAUAACAAUCUAGGUCUUCUUGUGGUCGAUGAAGAACAGAGGUUUGGUGUCAAACAGAAGGAGAAGAUUGCUUCAUUUAAAACUUCAGUUGAUGUUCUUACUCUGUCCGCAACACCUAUACCACGGACACUCUAUUUAGCAUUGACUGGAUUUCGUGAUGCUAGCUUAAUUUCAACUCCACCUCCAGAAAGAGUUCCUAUAAAAACCCAUCUUUCAGCUUUCGGUAAGGAGAAGGUAAUAUCAGCAGUCAAGUAUGAGCUGGACCGGGGUGGACAGGUUUUUUAUGUCUUGCCUCGUAUAAAAGGACUUGAAGAAGUGAUGGAUUUUCUUGAACAGGCAUUUCCAAAUGUUGAUAUAGCCAUCGCACAUGGACAGCAAUAUUCGAAGCAGCUUGAGGAAACCAUGGAGAAAUUUGCACAAGGCUUUAUUAAGAUUCUUAUAUGCACAAAUAUAGUUGAAAGUGGGCUUGACAUUCAAAAUGCAAACACUAUCAUAGUUCAAGAUGUUCAACAGUUCGGCCUAGCGCAGUUGUAUCAGUUGCGUGGAAGGGUGGGGCGGGCAGAUAAAGAAGCUCAUGCCUACUUGUUUUACCCUGAUAAGUCACUGCUGUCUGACCAAGCACUGGAAAGGCUUGCAGCUCUUGAAGAAUGCCGUGAACUUGGUCAAGGUUUCCAACUUGCUGAGAGAGAUAUGGGGAUAAGAGGUUUUGGUACAAUCUUUGGGGAGCAGCAGACUGGGGAUGUUGGAAAUGUUGGGAUUGAUCUGUUCUUCGAAAUGCUUUUUGAAAGCUUGUCCAAGGUUGAUGAACACCGUGUAAUCACUGUUCCUUACCAGUCUGUGCAGAUCGAUAUAGAUGUAAAUCCUCGUCUCCCAUCUGAGUACAUAAAUUAUCUGGAGAAUCCAAUGGAAAUUAUAAGUGAAGCCGAAAAUGCUGCUGAAAAUGGUAUAUGGAGUUUGAUGCAAUUUACCGAGAGUCUUCGAUCCCAAUAUGGAAAAGAGCCUUUCUCCAUGGAAAUUUUAUUAAAGAAGCUGUAUGUGAGGAGAAUGGCAGCAGAUCUUGGGAUCAGUAGAAUCUAUGCUUCAGGAAAGAUGGUAGGCAUGGAAACGAAUAUGAAUAAGAGGGUUUUCAAACUGAUGACAGAUUCCAUGAUGUCUGAUAUUUACCGAAACUCUUUGGUCUUCGACAGAGAUCAAAUAAAGGCAGAGCUGCUUCUGAAGCUACCAAAAGAACAGCUUCUCAGUUGGGUCUUCCAAUGUUUAGCUGAACUUCAUGCUUCGCUUUCAGCUCUUAUAAAAUAUUAGUUCUCUUUACAGAAUAAGUAGAUUGUUCUUGACUCGACGUUUCCCUUGUCAAGAUCUCCUUAUUACUCAGUGUGUUCGAGUGAAGGGAAACUUAAGAUUUGCCUUGUCAAUGGGUUGUUACCUCUCUUAUACCGAAAGGUGGAGACAUUCUUGCAUAAAAUUCAUACUCAAAAGAAAAGCAACUCAGCCGUUUCAAUUUAUUUACGCAUACAUAUCUUCUACAGUUGCAGGUUUUGAUCAGAAUUUACAAGUACAAAUUUUCAAGGAUAUGCGUUGAUGCUUUGCCGCGAUGGGAUCAGUGAUGUAAGUGUGAUACCUUAAAGCUUAGCAAAACUAGGAUAUGCCUCUACCUAUAUUGCUACUCAUUUUUCUGACAUAUCUUCAUAUUGAAGUUCUGUUUUAAUUUGCACAAGCUGGUUGGAAAGGAAUCGUGUACAUAUAUAUAGAGGCUCUAUUGAAGUUGCUACUUCAUUAUGUAAUUCCUGAAAGAAGGAUCACCAGGUGACCAACAAAGCUGGUGCUAUUUCUGUAUAUCAUCAUUUAAAUCAAGAAGUAUAUAUUCAAAAAUCAAUUUAUUAUUUUGUAAAAAAAUUAUGAUGAAUUCUAAAAAGAGGAAAAAUUUAGUGACAACCAAGUCAAAAUAUUUCGCA